AUGGGAGAAGAAAACAGCAACGCUCAAGACGCCCUCGCUCAACUCAUGAGUGCUAUGAGGGAAGAAAUGAAAACGUUAAGACAAGAGCUUGGGGAUAGGAUAGCUCGUGUGGAACAAGCCCCACGAGCACCAAUGCAACCUAUUCGUAAUUAUGGAGGUAUUGGUUCCGGCUCAACCUUUAGAGCACCACAGCUUGUUGGAGCAGCACCGAGAGACAGUGGGGUUCGUAUCAAUGAAACCUCUGCCUAA
This is a messenger RNA of Arabis nemorensis, 249 nucleotides long. The record is from the annotation of a GenBank genome assembly. NCBI's taxonomy places the organism in Eukaryota, Viridiplantae, Streptophyta, Magnoliopsida, Brassicales, Brassicaceae.